This is a messenger RNA of Andrographis paniculata, 1832 nucleotides long. RefSeq lists its product as uncharacterized. The transcript has 2 exons. The record is from RefSeq and is a predicted model, not a curated record. NCBI's taxonomy places the organism in Eukaryota, Viridiplantae, Streptophyta, Magnoliopsida, Lamiales, Acanthaceae. Bases 331 to 1356 code for a protein of 341 amino acids.
UCUCUCCCUCCUACAUACAGACGGAGAGGCAGAGUCAGGUAGGCAGGCAGGCAGCUACCUUUCAUCAGUCUCCAGUCGUCCUGCCUCUCUAUCUCCAUCACUCAGUUUUAUCCUAUCUUUUUCCUUCGCAUAUAAACCAAUUCAAUUCAGCAAAUUGUUUUGCCAACUUUCUCUUCCCAUCUCCUCAUUCCUCCCCUUUUCUGGUAAAUACAAUACAAUACACAAAACCCAUUUCAUUUCCCUAGCUCCCAAUCUUCCCAUUCCCCCGUCAGGCGACCUGAAAGAAGUCACCAGAAUUGAUGACCCACUAAACACUACACUUCAAUCAAAAUGAGAAUGAGAUUGAGAAUACCACGGUACCUUUGUCUCUUCCUCCUCCUUUGUUCUCGUGCCUCCCUCGCCGGCCUACUGGCCGAGCCAGCUCAGCCGCUGAAGCCCGGCGGUGGAGGUGGAGGUGGAGAUUACAACACCGUCCCCGCCUUCCCCGUCCAGACGGAGUCUCAGAACUGCCGACUCGACCUCUCCGCCGAGCUCUUCGGCGGCGUCAGCGCCGCCUGCGGGCGCAACCUCGACCGCAGCCGCUGCUGCCCCGUCCUGGCAGCGUGGCUCUUCGCUGCGCACGCCAGAUCGGCUCUUCAGGUUCCGACGGCUGCCACUUCGGAGUCGGACGACUUGCCCAUGAUGCCGGACGACUCUCAAAAGUGUGUGAACUCGCUGCAGAGCUCUCUGGCAAGCCGUAACAUACAUAUUCCCCAGCCCAACGCCUCGUGCGACGCCGUCCUCUGCUUCUGCGGCAUUCGCCUGCACCAGAUCACUUCCCUCCGCUGCCCAGGCGCCUUCAACGUCACCGUCACGGGGACGGGGACGGCGGCGCAUUACAGAAACGCCACACCCUCCGCCGCCGUCAAGAAUUUGGAGCACAACUGCAAGAAUUCGUCUUACGCUGGCUGUACCAAGUGCCUUGGUGCCCUGCAGAAGCUGAGAGUGGAUGGCAAUGGCAAGAACAGAAGCAAGGAUGAUGAUGACGAUGGUGGUGGUGAUGAUAAAGAGCGGGUUCAGAAGAUGCUGAAGAGGGACUGCGAGGUGAUGGGGCUGACGUGGCUGCUGGCUCGGAACAAGACGGCGUACAUCCCGACGGUGUCGGCAGUGCUGCGGGCCAUCAUGUACAGCGCGCACCCUCCCCGGCAGUCCUCCACCUGCUCCCCUGACCAGGAGAACAUGCCCCUCGCCGUCAAUUCCCUGCAGUUCGACGCCAAAUACUCCUCCUCCUCCCCCUCUUCCCUACAUUCUCCCCCCUUUUUAUUAUUAUUAUCAUUUUCAUUAUUAUAUGCCUCAGCCUCGUUCUUCUUCCUCUAGCUAGCUCAUCAGGCCCUUCUGUCAGUCAUCAAUUCCUUGUUUUGUUAUUAUUAUUAUUAUUAUAUACAUAUAUAUGUCUGCACGCACCGGGUUCACGGGAUCAUUUUGAACAGAAAAGAGAAAUGGAAGACAGCCAGCCAGCCAGCCAGCCAGGGCUUUUUUAUUUUUUUUUGUCAUCUUCUCCAAAUGGCACUGUACAUUAUAUGCGUACAUGUCAGAAUUAUUUAUAGUCUUGGGCUUCUUUUGGGCACUAAUUGUUAGGUGGCUGGCUCAUUGCACCGCAUUGCUUGACCCUUCCCUCUUCCUUACGCCUUGUCCAAUUAAAUGGACUUUGUCAUAGAUAAAAAGUGUGCCUGCAAUAUGAAUCGGAGGAUCCCGCCCACUUGCACGAAAGGGAACAAACUAUUCGGGUGUGUUUGUUCGUGGUUUUAGUUUUUUUAUUUGAAUUUUUGAAUAACAAAAAGGUUGAAUUUGAA